This is a messenger RNA of Diplodia corticola, 789 nucleotides long. RefSeq lists its product as uncharacterized. The record is from RefSeq and is a predicted model, not a curated record. The transcript has 3 exons. Lineage: Eukaryota; Fungi; Ascomycota; Dothideomycetes; Botryosphaeriales; Botryosphaeriaceae. The coding region runs from base 1 to 789 and encodes 262 amino acids.
AUGGCUGACUUUGAACUGAAGUUACGGGCCGAUGCCAUGGACGACAGCUCAUCUCAUGUGGGUUCUGACGCAGCAGAGGGACAUUGCGAACCGCCGGCAAAUGACCCCGAAGACCGAAAGUCCAUGAAGAGCGACUGGAGCCGCGACGACGAACCCCUGGAGAAGCGGCUGGAGAAGCACCGACAACAAAGUGAACCAACGGGUUCCUCCUCAUCAAAGAGAAAAGCAAGGCCCGGUCUCUCGGCGAGAGAGGAAAACCCAGCUGAAGAAACCAGCUCACAUGGAAAUACGAGACGUCAAUGGACUGAUAGCCUCAUCCACGACCACCCAUUGACAUUUCCGUUCUAUGCGUCUUCUCCUCCGGCUGCUGCGUACCAGGCCUCCUCGGCUAUUGAGCAUCCGCAACCGGAACCCAGCGGUUAUGGGGGUGUUUCGCUGCCACAAGAAGGUAGCCGGCUGGACCGUGUCGAAUUCCGUGCAAGUUGGCAACGGGACAUGCUCAGGCGGAAGAUGAGGGACUACGGCCUGUCCGACACGGACAUCUCGGCGGCCCAGCUCGAGGAGUUGACAAGAAAGCCCAUGGAUUCCGCCGAGUUUGAGAAGUAUUUGGAGGAGGUCUUCGAAGCGUCGGGGAAGACUGGGCCAAUCGAGUCAUCUGGAAAGGAGACGAUAGAGAUGCACAGAGCCAGGCCAUAUGAAGGAAUGCUGGAAGUUCCGGAGAACCACAGUGAGGAUCUCUUCAUGCGAGAUCGAGACUCCCUGCGCAACGAGGGCGGAAAGGAGCACUGA